CAACAUUAUAAAUAAAAGUGUUCAAGCCGAAUGAUCUUAAACUUCAGAUUUCGAAGAAAAAACACAAUGAUUUCUAAGAAAUAUUCUAGUUUGCUUUGUUGCACUCUUUUAUUUGUGCAAAUCAUUCAUAUUUGUCAUUGUACCAUUGUGAAAACAACGAAUGGUCUGAUAGAGGGUGAAAUAAAUUACACAGUACCGGAGAAGAAGCUUUACUACGCUUUUAGGAGCAUACCUUAUGCAAAGCCACCUGUUGGAGAACUCAGAUUCCAGGCACCCCAACCAAUAGAUAAUUGGGAGGAUGUUUUGCCAACGAAAACUGAUUCGCCAAGGUGUAUCCAAACUCAUUCGAAAGAAAUUGUUGGACAAGAAGAUUGCCUCUACUUGAAUGUCUACACACCUCAGAUAUCGAACGAUACGAGACGACUUUUGCCCGUGAUGGUCUGGAUUUAUGGAGGAGCAUUCAUAUAUGGUAACUCAGAAUACGAUGACGCUUCACCUGAUUACUUUCUGGAUCAAGACAUUGUCUUCGUUUCGAUCAACUACAGAUUAGGAGUUCUAGGGUUUUUGAGCUUGAAUCACUUGGUAGCACCAGGAAAUUAUGGCCUGAAGGAUCAAAAUAUGGGCUUGCGAUGGGUAAAAGAAAACAUAAAGUCAUUUGGAGGUGAUCCUGAUCAAAUUACACUCAUUGGUCAGAGUGCUGGAUCUGUAUCUGUUUCUUAUCACUUGCAGUCUCCUCUUUCUGCAGGCCUCUUUUCUGGAGCUAUACUAGAGUCUGGAACAUCAUUAUGUUUGUGGUCCCUUUCUAGAAAAGGACCUCAAGCUGCUAGUGGAAUAGCGGUUGGUUUGAAUAUUAGCGUGGAUUCACCUCAAUCUAUUAUAAAUGGAUUACGGUCAGUCAAAGCAGAAGAACUUCAUGAAAUAGCAGCGGAUAUUCAGAAUAAGGAAUUGACAGGAUCAAAUCCUAGAGAUGGAUUCAUAUUUGCUCCAGUUAUAGAACCAAAACACGAAGGAGCUUUUUUCACCGAAAAAAGCUAUGAACUAUUGAGAGAAGGAAAAUUUUCACAAGUGCCAGUAAUAGUGGGUUACAACUCAUUGGAGGCUGCUUUCGAUCUGCCAGAUAUAUUUAGGUUGUUCUUGGUGAAAUUUGAUUUAAAUCCUUCUAGUUUGGUACCUAUUGAUAUGAAUAUAAAAUCUUCCGUCAUAAAAGAUGCUGUUGGGAAGGAAAUAAAAUUCCAAUAUUUUGGAUUAUUACCUAUUGCUCUUUCUAACAUAAACGUAAACGAGUUUAUGAGCGAAGAUCAGUUUGUUAGGCCUAUUCAACAGUUUGCAUUAUUGUUGUCCAAAUAUACACAGACAUACUUCUAUGAAUUUCAUUACGAGGGUCCACUUGGAGGAGUAGCCAACCGAACGUUGCCAGGUGUUGCCCACACUGAGGAACUAGGAUAUUUAUUCCGGAGGAAUAUUACUGGUAAUGAAGUUGAUGAUCUUAUGAGAAGGAGGAUGAUUAGGUUAUGGUCUAAUUUCGUCAAGUUCAGAAAUCCAACUCCAGAACUAGACGAUCUUCUCCAGAAUGUGACGUGGUUACCAGUUUCAUCAAAUGAGGAUAUGCACUAUAUGAAAAUAGAUAAGGAGUUGAUAAUUUCAAAGAAUCCAAGGAAAAACGUUGGAAAUUUCUGGACCGACUUGUAUAAUAGAUAUGGACAGCCACCAUAUGACACUUACUAAAUGAGUUCAUUAUGAAUUAUUCUUUGUACCUGAAAUAAAAUUUUUUGUUGAA
This is a messenger RNA of Harmonia axyridis, 1777 nucleotides long. Its product is annotated as venom carboxylesterase-6-like. The record is from RefSeq and is a predicted model, not a curated record. Lineage: Eukaryota; Metazoa; Arthropoda; Insecta; Coleoptera; Coccinellidae. The transcript is spliced from 10 exons. Bases 31 to 1725 code for a protein of 564 amino acids.